Molecule: messenger RNA, 2215 nt
Organism: Anastrepha ludens (Mexican fruit fly)
Lineage: Eukaryota; Metazoa; Arthropoda; Insecta; Diptera; Tephritidae
Product: putative phosphatidate phosphatase
Exons: 7
Coding region: 952-2103 (383 amino acids)
Biological process (GO): phospholipid metabolic process; signal transduction; phospholipid dephosphorylation
Molecular function (GO): phosphatidate phosphatase activity
Source: RefSeq, a predicted model, not a curated record
UGUUGUCACAGUUGAUUUGUUGAUUUGUUCGUCUGUUCGUUUGUGCUUUUGUUCUUUGAAAGUCCUGUUCGUAAUUUACGUCAAGAAUUGAAAAUAAAUACAAAUAGAGGCGAGCAAAAAUUGAAAAAGUGAAUCUGGCUAAACUCAAAUAAUUUAAUGGCAAUAUCUAAUGGAGAGAGAUUUUAUGUAAAAUCCGACGGAAGCUUUUUUAAAUUUUGGAAUUUACUGCGGUAGCGCCAAUAUUCUAAUCUCCUAUAAAAAGUGUUCUAUCUUUUACAAAGUCCUGCCGUAAAAACAAAAACAACAAAUGCACGUAUUUGGUACAUACAUACAUAUGCACGUAUAAGUAUGUAUGUAUGUAUGUAUAAACAAACAGAAGCAUUAAAACCAGCCUACUUUCAAACAAGCUGCCUUCAAUUUUGCCUUGCCGCAGAUUGGGUGCAUAAACAGACAUACAUACAUGUAUUCAUUAAAAAUAUUUACCUGCAUUAGGAAAAUAUUUUGAUUUCUAAAGGUGCAAAAAUACGCGUGUUCGAUUUUUUUAACGUUUCAUAUGAAAAACACAUAAUUUACCUCAAGUUAUUGCCACUUAAAUUCAUCAAGUUAUUGGUAUGAUUACGAAAAUAAAUGUAUUGGUAUACAUAUACGUAUGUGCGCGCAUACAUACAUAUACAUGCGUAUGUGUGUAGAGCGCAAGUAAUUUACUUAAACAAUUUCAAUAAUUCUGUUUAGCAAGACAGACAUACAAAUUUGUUUCUGAACCAAAUUCCUCCUGCCAUCCGUACAUGCGUACAUAUGUGUGUGUGUACGAGAAUGUUUCUCCUUUUUGUACUAGUUAAUAAAUAAAUACUGCAGCUCAUCGACCUAACGGCUUAUUUAGGGCGCACGUCGGCUGCAUAAAGAGUCCAGAAUAUUUUGCCAUCGCGAUUCUGAGGUGAUAUUAAUGAAAAAAUGAACAGCUUACGACCGACGAGCAUUUCUGACGCGGCACUGCUGCAACGACUGGAGAGUCAGAGUAGUAACAGUGAGCCUUCAUCGCCGACGCUACAAGCGGGUGUUCCUCAAACAUCGGUGCUCCAUAUACGAAAUACACAGAUAGCAAAGGUUGAUACAACAGCGACGAGAUCUCCGCCACUGCCAAUCAACAACACUCAAUAUAAAAACAACAAUAACUUGGCUUUGCCAUUCCCCGGUUUCAUGAACGAUGGUGGUGGCUCAAGUGGGCUUACGAAAAUAACAAAAACGGAUUACCGAAAUGGAGUGGGAAAAAUUUGCUGUCGCAUUGGAUCGGAUCUAAUGAUUCUGGCAUGUGUGGCACUACCAGUAUUGGCAUUUCAACUUUGGGGCGUCUCUUACAAGCGUGGAUUUUUCUGCGAUGACAAAACCUUAAAACAUCCGUACAAACGAAGUACAGUCAGUAAUUGGAUGCUAUUUGUGAUGUGUUUCAUAGUUCCAAUAUCAAUCAUUACGGCAGUCGAGUUCUUCGUUUCACACUACAACAGAAGUCAUGGACUGGUCAAUAAGACUUUUGAACGAUAUUACAUUGGGCGGUUAGAAAUUGCAGACUGGAUUGUGGAGUGCUACAAAAAAAUUGGGCUUUUGAUUUUUGGUUCCGGUGUAGGUCAAUUAACAAUGGAUAUCGCCAAGUAUACAAUUGGACGUUUGCGGCCACAUUUUUCCACUGUCUGCCAACCCGUUUUGGCUGACGGUACCACUUGUAAUGACGCUUUUAAUGCAGGUCGUUAUGUGCAGGAGUUCUCCUGCACUGGAAAUGCUACUCCACGUAUGCUAAAACAAAUGCACCUCUCUUUUCCCAGUUCUCAUGCGUGCUUUGCCUGCUUCACUAUGAUUUACAUGACGAUCUAUUUAGAGAAUCGCAUGACUUGGAGAAGAUGUAAGAUGCUUCGACACUUCAUUCAAUUUCUGCUGCUUAUGUUCGCGUGGUAUACUGGGUUGACACGUGUUUCCGAUUACCAGCAUCACCCGACGGACGUAUUCGCCGGAUCGGCGAUCGGUGCUUUAUAUGCUAUUCUGUUGAUGAAGACAAUGUGUUGGCCAGUUGCUAAUGGCGGUAUACUUGGAACUAGGAAAAUUCUCCAAUAGCAUUUUAUUUACACUACAUAAUUAAGAGUUGAAAUGUAUUUAAUUAAAAUUUUAUUAUUAUUCAUCUGAACUUUAAUCGCAUAUUAUCAGGAACGCAUUUCUAUUACUUACA